Molecule: messenger RNA, 915 nt
Organism: Trachymyrmex septentrionalis
Lineage: Eukaryota; Metazoa; Arthropoda; Insecta; Hymenoptera; Formicidae
Exons: 1
Coding region: 1-915 (304 amino acids)
Biological process (GO): deoxyribonucleotide biosynthetic process
Cellular component (GO): cytosol
Molecular function (GO): ribonucleoside-diphosphate reductase activity, thioredoxin disulfide as acceptor
Source: RefSeq, a predicted model, not a curated record
AUGUUGAGCCUUCGCAUACGCGUAGAAAGCGAGCGCGGGAACAGCACAUCAGUCGCAUCCGACAGCAGGGCAAAAGUAGACCCCGUAAAUCAUUUACUGCAUUCCAUGUUCAACCAAAUCGACGUAUAUUUCAAUCAAAAGUUCAUAUCGCCAAACAACGCUUACGCGUACCGCGCGUACAUUAAGGCAUUAUUAAAUUAUGCUUCACUCGCAAAAACCUCCCAUCUAACCUCUUGCUUAUGGGACGCGGAUAUUCCUGAUUAUAUGGACGACACGUUAGACUCGUCAAAUCCAAAUAUAGUGCUGGAGAGGCGCACGCAAUACAUUCAAGGAAAUCACGCGCUAGAUCUCAUUGGUCACCUUCACUGCGACGUUUUCAAUCAAGAUAAAUUUUUAAUUAACGGAGUGGAGGUUAGAAUGAGACUCGUACGAUCAAAAGAUUCAUUUUGUCUUAUGGAGAGUAAAACGAUAUCAAAAAUACACAUUCUUGACGCCAGUCUAUUCGUAAGAAAAGCAAAAGUAAGCGUGGAUGUACUACUCGCACACGCUAGAAUGCUGAGUAAAACUAUCGCCAAGUAUCCCUUUACGAGAGUUGAAGUUAAAAUAUUCACGAUACACGCCGACGUCGUGGGGGAAUCGAUAGACAACGCAAUACUCGGACAGCUAUCGAAACAAAUAAUAGUCGGCUUUGUCGAUAGCGAGGCGUUUAACGGCGAUAGAAAACUAAAUCCGUUUAAUUUCAAAAAUAAUAGAAUAAAUUUCUUUUCGCUGUACGCCGAUGACAUGCAAAUUCCUAAUAGACUGAUACAACCAAAUUUUUCGAAAAACGAGCCGCUUUACUUUGAAACUUAUCAUACAUUAUUCUCGGGAACUGACAUUCACUUUCUGAACGAGGGUAAUUCUAAAUAUAAGUAG